Messenger RNA from Anopheles moucheti, 973 nucleotides. RefSeq names its product transmembrane protein 14 homolog. NCBI's taxonomy places the organism in Eukaryota, Metazoa, Arthropoda, Insecta, Diptera, Culicidae. Gene Ontology annotation, cellular component: mitochondrial membrane. Bases 55 to 447 code for a protein of 130 amino acids. Gene Ontology annotation, biological process: regulation of heme biosynthetic process. The transcript has 2 exons. The record is from RefSeq and is a predicted model, not a curated record.
AAGGAAACCCCCACUUGAAAGCAUCAUAACACAGGCGGUGAUUCCAUUUCCAAGAUGAUCGACUUUGUGGGAAUCGUUUUUGCGAUUUUAAUCGUCAUAGGUGGCAUCGUCGGCUAUAUGCGAGCAGGCUCAGUUGUUUCGCUGUAUGCUGGAUUGAUUUUCGGCGUAGCAAUCGGGGCCGGUGCAUGGUGUAAUUCGCUACAGGAACCAUUCCCAUACGUACAGCUGGUCGUACUCUCGUUGCUGAUCAUCGUAAUGAUGGUCCGGUUCUACAAAACCAGGGCAUUUAUGCCGCCGGGAAUGAUACUACUGCUAUCACUGUGCGUCAUGGUGUGGACGGUCUUCAUCUAUGGUGACUAUUUCAGUUUUAUCUCCGGUUCAAACGACAAACCAAUUCCGGUAAACGGCACAAUUAACGUACCCAACGAUGGUCGUACACUAGAGUGACAUUCUAGAGCGGGAGACUGUGGACUAGCUUAUUGGGCUUGACCUGUAAGCACAAGGUUUCAAAAUGGGAGAGCGCAUUUUGUAGGGUAUUUACGUCUAUGAAUGAGUGUGUGUUUAAGAACAUUUUCGCUACAUAAUUAUUACGAUAUUACUUGCCAAGAAGAGAACUAUUGUCGCUUGAAUCGUUGUAAAUGUUGUGCCAAAAAUAACAAUGAUACGCAUCCAAUUUUUAGCAAGAAGGUGACUAGAAGCUGAACUCAAACCACAAUCUCGAAUCUCAGGAAAUCGUAACUUUUGAAAUCGAUAUUUUUUAGUGUCGUAUGUAGAUACUAUUCUGGAGCACACAGAACGUAUGGAAUCGAACGGAAGAGGAGUAGAGAUACAUCGAUGUAAAACUGCAUCAAUUAUGUUGCAAUUUGAAGCACGUUAUUGAACGGUUACAGGAACAUAUUACGACACAAAAGUUAAGUUGAACAAAGAUCACAGAGGCAUUCUAUACAAAAUUUUGAGAUCAAUAAAAUUGAUU